Molecule: messenger RNA, 997 nt
Organism: Lampris incognitus (smalleye Pacific opah)
Lineage: Eukaryota; Metazoa; Chordata; Actinopteri; Lampriformes; Lampridae
Exons: 8
Coding region: 67-864 (265 amino acids)
Molecular function (GO): oxidoreductase activity
Source: RefSeq, a predicted model, not a curated record
CAGCCUGCUCCAUUGCGGCUCCGUCUCCACGUCAGUCAACGAUAUAUUCAAACACUGACAGAAGUUAUGGCUGCAGAUGACGCCUUCAAAGUGUCCUCGUUGAAGGACAAAGUGACGCUGAUCACAGGAGCCAGUUCGGGCAUCGGGGCAGGAACCAGCAUCAUGUUCGCCAAACUCGGUGCUCUCUUGGCCUUAAAUGGGCGCGACGUGGAAAACCUCGGCAAAGUGGCGAAACAGUGCCGGGAGUGCGGGGCGGCGGAGCCCUUGCUUGUUCCUGGAGAUCUAACUGAUGAAGAGACGGUGAAGAGGACCGUGGAAAUGACUAUCGCUCACUUCGGCCGGUUGGAUGUCCUGGUCAACAGCGCUGGUAUCCUGGCCAUGGGCAGCAUUGAGACAGCAGACCUCGCUCAGUAUGACCGAGUGAUGAACGUCAAUGUCAGAUCCGUUUUCCAUUUGACUCAACUAUGUGUGCCCCACCUGAUUAAGACCAUGGGCUCCAUCAUCAACGUAUCAAGUGUCAAUGGACAGAGAUCUUUUGGUGGUGUCCUGGCCUAUUGCAUGUCAAAGUCAGCCAUCGACCAGUUCACACGCUGCACAGCACUUGAGUUGGCAUCCAAGCAAGUGAGAGUGAACUCUGUCUGCCCUGGCGUGAUCAUCACAGAUGUCCACAAGAGAGCUGGACUGGAUGAAGAGCAGUAUGUUAAGUUCUUGGAGAAGUGUAAGCAGACCCAUGCCCUUGGCCGACCAGGGGAGGUAGAGGAGGUGGCCCAUGCCAUUGCCUUCCUGGCUUCCGAUGCCGCCAGCUUCAUCACUGGGGUCAACCUGCCAAUCGAUGGUGGCCGCCAUGCCAUGUGCCCAAGAUAAUACCCAUCAUCUUCCCUUUCUCAGCCAAUAAUACACAACUUUGAAAAUAAUAGUAAUAAAAAACCUCUGAAAAUCCCAUGGAUGCCAGUGAAAUGAAAUGAGAAGGCCAGUUAAAUAAAAGAUGUCUUCACAC